AUGGAGGUGAAGUACGGCAGUACCUGCUGUUCGGGAUGCAGGUGGACGCACAGUCCGGACGAGUCGACCGCGUUGACGUCGGCUGCGUGGGACACCAAGCGGGGUUUCGGGUGGGGGACAUUUUGGAGGGAGUGUUGGGGUUUUCGUCUCUACAGGCGUACAGUGAGGCAAUCGGGCGAAGGGAUGAAGCUACUUCGGAGGAACCGUCGAGAGUUGUGCAUUUUCUUCGCAAAGGUGUGCCCUUGGAACUGGAAAUUCCAGGGGUCGGGUGACUGCUCGCAAGAUGCGGAACGAAAUGCGUAA
Messenger RNA from Amoebophrya sp. A120, 303 nucleotides. Lineage: Eukaryota; Dinophyceae; Syndiniales; Amoebophryaceae. The record is from the annotation of a GenBank genome assembly.